This is a messenger RNA of Rhizophagus irregularis DAOM 181602=DAOM 197198, 570 nucleotides long. Lineage: Eukaryota; Fungi; Glomeromycota; Glomeromycetes; Glomerales; Glomeraceae. The record is from RefSeq and is a predicted model, not a curated record.
AACAAAUUUUGGUGUCGUUUAGCGAUUCCAUUACUAUGGGAAAAUCCAUUUUCAAUUAUUGAAAAUUCAAUUUCUACUAGAAAUUAUAACUUUAUUGGAAUUUACCUACAUAAUUUAAAUGGUGAAUUAAAAACAAAAUUUAAUGAAUAUAAAAUUAAUGAUAAUUUAUUAUCUUCAAACACACUUUUCAAUUAUCCUAGUUUUAUUAAAUAUUUGAAUACGUGGGAGUUUAUUUCUUCUGCCAAAAGGUGGUCUGAAGAUGUUUUUAGAACUUUAGAAUCCAAAUAUAAGUCUUCUUUGGAAGAUUUAGGUUCAGAAUCCGAUUUUGGAAUAUUAAUUCAAACAUCACUAUUAAAAAUAUUUAUUGAAAAUGAAAUAAAUAUACAUACUCUUGAAAUCGAGACAAAAUCUUAUUUUGAUAUAUAUUUUGAAGAUUUUCUUGAAUUAAUUUUACAAAAUACAAAUUUCAUUCACAAUAUUAAAAAUUUAAAACUUUCUGUUUUAAUAAGGAUUUUCUUUUUUAUCAACCAUUAUCAUUAUCAAAAGAUUAUAAUUGUUCAAAUACUUUAA